AUGAAGUCAGUUAAAAGUCUUCUUAUUUCUCCUCAGGGUGAGCCUGGAAAGCAAGGAGCUUCUGGUGGUCCUGGAGACCGUGGACCCCCUGGACCUGUUGGACCACCUGGACUGACGGGACCUGCUGGAGAGCCUGGCAGAGAGGGCACCCCUGGAUCUGAUGGACCUCCCGGUAGAGAUGGUUCUCCUGGAAAUAAGGGGGAGCGUGGUAACACUGGUCCUGCUGGUGCUGCUGGUGCUCCGGGCGCUCCCGGUGCUUCCGGCCCAGUUGGUCCGACUGGCAAACAGGGAGACAGAGGAGAGCCUGGUCCUCCUGGAACCCCCGGACCCCCUGGUCCUCCUGGUCCCCCGGGCCCUGGCAUCGAUAUGUCUGCCUUCGCUGGUCUGGGUCAGACUGAGAAAGGCCCCGAUCCUCUCAGGUACAUGAGAGCCGACCAGGCUUCUGGAAAUCUCCGACAGCAUGAUGCUGAGGUCGACGCCACUCUCAAAUCUCUCAACAACCAGAUUGAGAACAUCCGCAGCCCCGAGGGAUCCAAGAAAAACCCUGCUCGCACCUGCAGAGACCUGAAACUGUGCCACCCUGACUGGAAGAGCGGAGAGUACUGGAUUGAUCCCAAUCAAGGCUGCACCGUAGAUGCUAUUAAGGUCUUCUGCAACAUGGAGACAGGGGAGUCCUGCGUCCACCCCAAGCCUUCCAGCAUCCCUCGCAAGAACUGGUGGACCAGCAAGAGCAAGGAGCGCAAACAUGUCUGGUUCGGAGAGAGCAUGAAUGGAGGAUUCCAUUUUAACUAUGGCGAUGACAGCCUGGCGCCCAACACUGCCGCCAUUCAGAUGACGUUCCUGAGACUGCUGUCCACUGAGGCUUCUCAAAACAUCACCUACCACUGUAAGAACAGCGUGGCCUACAUGGACGGCUCGACAGGCAACCUGAAGAAGGCCGUGCUGCUGCAGGGCUCCAAU
This is a messenger RNA of Neolamprologus brichardi, 960 nucleotides long. The record is from RefSeq and is a predicted model, not a curated record. Lineage: Eukaryota; Metazoa; Chordata; Actinopteri; Cichliformes; Cichlidae.